Messenger RNA from Daphnia carinata, 762 nucleotides. RefSeq lists its product as uncharacterized. Gene Ontology annotation, cellular component: secretory granule membrane. The transcript is spliced from 4 exons. Gene Ontology annotation, biological process: norepinephrine biosynthetic process; octopamine biosynthetic process; dopamine catabolic process. NCBI's taxonomy places the organism in Eukaryota, Metazoa, Arthropoda, Branchiopoda, Diplostraca, Daphniidae. Bases 124 to 714 code for a protein of 196 amino acids. Gene Ontology annotation, molecular function: copper ion binding; dopamine beta-monooxygenase activity. The record is from RefSeq and is a predicted model, not a curated record.
CACAAAGGAACUAGAACUAUAAAUGCCGUUGGGAGUCGAGAGUAGUCAAAUUUGAUUCAUAGUUGAAUCUAAUUAGAACACUUUCUUGUCUCCAAUAGUCAGCACUCUAAAGUCUACGAGAAAAUGAAAUUAUCCAUCUUAAGUCUUACGGUAAUGGCCAUUUUCCUGGCAUCUUAUUGCUGUAUUGCCGUGCCAGCGAAAAGCUUCAAGAAUGACGUUGUUAUGGAGAACGAGCAAGUAUUGGAUCCUCUCGGCCCAAUGAUUCUACGCUGGACAAUCAUCAACGAAACGUCCGAAAUAGAAAUUGAAGUCCAAACUAACUGUACCGGCUGGAUGGGAGUUUCUUUUGGAAAUGGAUUGGGUUUCGGUAGACCAGGUGCUCAAGGCGACCUGAUGAUUGGUGGCUAUGACGAUGAACUGGGUAUCGGCUACAUUGAAGACAGAUGGAUAGAUUUGAGUGUUUUGUCGGAAAUCCAACCAGGAGGUGGAGAAUUCGAUGACCAUAUCGACGUCUUUCUGACGAGUGCUACUUAUCAGGAACCAUGGUCCAUUAUUCGCUAUCGACGCAGCAUUGACACUGGCGACUCGCAAGACGCUGUCAUUAGGCCUGGACCUAUGCUAGUCAUUUGGACUUAUGCUGAUUCUGACAAUACGUCUAUUCCGCAUCAUCCAGAUACGCCGGGAAGCUCCCAGGUGACCUUCAUCAACCUUUAAAAAUGAAAAAAAAAACAGCCUGGUACUUGAUAGUUGUUAGAAUGAUCA